CAUCCCUUCAACCAAUCGACGUUACAUAAACACACUGUCCUUGGUAGAUAAUGUAGAUAGAUUCUAGGUCAGUAAAAGGGCCCGAUUGUUUUUUUGUCACCGUGGGAAUUUUAUCCCUUCAAUUUGAUCAAGCAUGUCGGUGAAACAUGCUCUCAGUCGCUGCCUUGAGCUGGGGAGGUCUGUAUUCCAGCUGGGUCUCAUCAAACCAGCCGGCCGUGUGGCAGCGAAGCUCCGCGGUGAGCGGCUGCGUGUGUCGCCGCCGACCCGCACCGUCCAGCCGCAGAGCUUCCUGCCCUCCCGCUACCGCUUCUACCGACUGUCUCUCAGCGGGCUGGCCGCUCGGCUCCAGUCGGGUGGUUUCAGGAGACUGGCUGGGGGCGGCUCACCCAGAAACAGGGCUGUUUUCCUGGCGUUUGGUGUGGGAUUAGGGCUCAUUGAACAACAGCUGGAGGAGGACAGAAAGAGCAUAGCGCUGUGUCAGGAAAUACAGGCCAUAUUCAGAAAGAAGAAGUUCCAGACCCCUCUGAAGUCAUUUACAUCAGGGUACAAGUUGGAGGACUAUGUCAUUGGGAAACAGAUUGGGAAAGGUUGCAGUGCAGCGGUCUAUGAAGCAGCAGCUCCCUUUGCGGUCCCUGGAGAGAGUGGAAAGUGUUCACUGGUGGAACUGAACCAGAAUGAAAGUGAAAAUAAGAAUGGAGGACCACUUGGAUUCCCCACUAUACCGAGCUUUCCUUUAGCUGUGAAAAUGAUGUGGAACAUUGGGGCUGGUUCAUCAAGUGACGCUAUCUUUAAGUCUAUGUCAAUGGAGUUGGUCCCUGCAUGUACCCAGGCUUUAACAAAGGAGCAAGGACAGAUUACUUUGGAUGGCCACUUUGGAUUGGUGCCUAAGAGAAUAACGGCUCAUCCCAACGUGAUCACAGUGUAUCGGGCCUUCACUGCAGAAGUACCCCUAUUGCCUGGUGCUCAGGAGGAGUACCCUGAUGUCCUGCCCGCCAGACUAAAUCCACUGGGUUUGGGCAGUAACCGCACUCUGUUCCUGGUCAUGAAAAAUUACCCAUGCACCCUGCGGCAGUACUUGGAGCUGAGUGUGCCAGACCGGAUGCAGGCCUCUCUCAUGUUGCUACAACUGCUGGAAGGGGUGGACCACCUGUGCAGACAGGGCAUCGCUCACAGAGACCUCAAAUCAGACAAUGUGCUACUGGAAUUUGACUGUGCUGGGUGUCCCAGAUUGGUGAUCACUGAUUUCGGGUGCUGUCUGGCUGAAGACUUUGGCCUUAAACUGCCCUUUAACAGUCGGUGGGUUAGCAUAGGAGGUAAUCCCUGUCUGAUGGCACCUGAGGUCGCAACAGCAGUCCCAGGUCCAGGGGUAACGAUCGAUUACAGUAAAGCAGAUGCCUGGGCCGUAGGGGCGAUUGCUUAUGAACUUUUUGGUCAGCCAAACCCCUUCUACAGCUCACAGGGGCUGGAGAGUCGCAGUUAUCAGGAAAGACAACUCCCUCCAUUGCCUGACAGUGUACCUGCUGAUGUACAGCUAGUAGUGAUGUUACUGCUACGUAGAAAUAAUCAUAAGCGCCCCAGUGCACGUGUGGCCGCUAACAUGCUUCAUAUCUGCCUGUGGGGCAAGCGUGUUGUGGCCAGUUUGGACUGGGCCAGACUGGAUAAAAUGAUCGACUGGCUGCUGUGUCAGUCUGCAGUGGUACUUCUGAAGAGUCGCGGUUCCAGCGGGAGUUCGGUGGAAGCUGAGCUUCAGAGAGCCUUUCUCGCCAACAUAGAACUUGAAGACCUCCGUACUGCAGUCAGUUUCCUCAUGUAUGGGCAAGCGCAGUGGCAGUCUCCGCUUAUGCACUACACUGAACCAUAGAAUGUGUGUGUCUAUGUUUACUGUAGAAACAAGCACAGCUGAUUAGUAGGUCAACCCUUUUUCCAAGCUGUUCCUUUAGUUUUGUUAAUGUAGACCAUGAAAGCACUUUAAUUUAAAUGACAAGGAUUUUUUGCAAAAAAAGUUUUAGCGCAUCAAAAUAAAGCUUAUGGAAAUGCAAAUUAUCACUGAAACUCUAUGUCGAUACAUUAAAUGUUGCGAAAAACUGGUUUGGAAACACUUUUCGUCGAGAAAAUUGGCAUUAAUGCAAAAAUGUAGUGUCACAUGACAGAAUUUGCCCCAAUCGUUAGCCUGUGUUAAUCAUGACGACAAGGUAUACAGCCUUGAAAGCCAAUUUAUUGUACAUGAUUAUGGAUUGAUCUUAAAUGCAUAAUCAUGCAAACAUGACACUUCCAGGAGUGCCAACACAAAUAUCUCGUAUCGUGCACAUGGACGAGUGCACGGAGAACAAAUGGAUGGCCACUGUUUGUGAUUAAUUUAAUCACGCCUUCCAUUUAUUUAUUAAAGCUGCUUUUCGACACCAUUCAGAAUAAUAAACACCAGUCAUGGAAUUAGCCUACAAUACAAAAAACAUAUCAUUUCUGUGCACAAAGAUGUUUUAAAUUAAAAAUAAAUACACAAUACUAGAAGAAAAGCUUCAGUGUGCUUCUUUGAAACAUGAACAUAUAGCACAAUUCUAUAAAAUUAUUGUUUAGCUUUUGAAAAAUGCAGGCAAAAUUCCCUAUAUUAAAUUAAAUAAAUUACCAAAUGAAAAAAGCAUUCAAUUAAACAAAAAUUAAAUAUCAAACGAAAAAAAAAAUAUUUUUAGACCUAUAUAUGCCUUUUCUUUACACAAACUUAAAUUAGCCUUACCCUGUUCUGCAGAUGAAAAAAGUUGUGACAUUCUCAGAAUGUUCUACACUUUUUUUCAAGACUAUAAACCAUCAGAACUAUUUGUCCAAUGCGGAGUUCACUUUCAGAAAACGAGCUUUUGAACAUUUUAAAACUUUUACAUUUUUUAAAUCUAACCCUCUUUACUUCAGAUCGCAUUUGCUGAGCUUCUUCAGAAAAUGUAAAUUGCAUUAUGAUGCUAAAAUUAAUUUUAGAUGAUAAUCAAGUUCAGUUUGUCAUUAAAAGUUGUGGGACAAAUAUGCGGGACAUGAUGCAGUUGUGAUGGCGAUGCUUUAGAUUAGAUGAUUGUUCAAAAUAGCCUAUUGAAUAUCAGGAAUGGAUCAUAUGUAAACCCUGAUAUUACACCACAUCAUUUUUCUUUAAUAGCUGUGCACACAGCACAUACACAUCGAUGGAUGGUCCUUAUACUAAGACUGAAUGUUACCCCACUACUUGGUGCAGGUUUCCAGCUUGAACAGGGCCAUGACGAUUCAUUUUCGGGUCGGAACCGGUGGCAACCUGUGAUAGGCACAACAUCAGGACCAAUAUUACAGUUCUAUCAGAAGGGCAACUGCUCCCUUUUGAUUGCAAUUCCUCAUCUAAUGAUUGCAUUUAUUUGUGAAUUAAAAUGACAGUAAGCUGGCUAAUUUCAAUGAAUUUUCUCAAUACUCUACCCAUUUUACCAAAACUUCAGGGGGAAAAAAUUAGGGACAUCUGGGAAGCGAAUUAGUGAUAAACACACAUUUCUGAAUGGAAACGGCUUCAGGGCAGAUUUCUUUUGCGCUAAACCAAAACUUAUGCGACAAAGUGUUUUUUAGGCAUGACGUCAUUACGCACACCAUUUUUAUCAAUAAAAGGCCAUUUGACUGGAAACAGGCAGAAGACGGCAAAUUUUGCAAAACAAUUUACGCAUUUUCAAUUUGUCGAUAGCAAAAUAGCGCGAAAAGUGGAUGGAAACAAGGCUACUGACAUAAUUUGAAAUUAUGUUUUUGCACUUUUUCACCAUACAUAAGAAUGACUCUUUACUCUCCCCCAUCAUUUAAACAUCAGUAUAAUGAUAAUUUGUAUAUGAGCAAUAAAAUUAUCCAAAAUAGUCCUGGUAGAACUCAUGUAAAAAAAUUAAUAAAUAAAAUUGCCUGUGCUUUGCAUAAUAAUGCAUUACUAUACACAGUAUAUCGCAGUACUUAUAAUAAUUAAGAUUAUAAAGGGGUAUGUCAGAAUGUUAGCAUGUUAUCCAGUUAAAAUAAGAUCAUCAAACGCAGUUUGCAACCCAUUUUACUUUUGUAAUCUUGACAUAUUUCCAAGUAAAACUCGAUAUUCAGGAAAUUGAUUGGUUCUUGAAAAGUGGGCAACCAAAAUGGAGCCAUGUGCUUGGACGUUAGGUGUUGGAAAGUAAGAGGAAUUUGUAAUAAAGUUUAUUUUUUAUUUUUUUUAAAUUAUAAAGACAUUUUCUGUGCACAGUAAAACCAGCAACUUACAUUGAAAAUGUACAUAGAAUAAAUGUUGAUUUCAUAUUGACUUUAUUCUAAAUAGUCUGAAAGAAUUUGAAUAGCAUUGAAAUAACCUAUUUUUGUCUUCUGCAUGUGGUAAUAAAACAAUCUGCUCAUUGAA
Myxocyprinus asiaticus (Chinese sucker) is the source of this 4360-nucleotide messenger RNA. RefSeq names its product serine/threonine-protein kinase PINK1, mitochondrial-like. Gene Ontology annotation, cellular component: mitochondrion. NCBI's taxonomy places the organism in Eukaryota, Metazoa, Chordata, Actinopteri, Cypriniformes, Catostomidae. The transcript is spliced from 8 exons. Gene Ontology annotation, biological process: protein phosphorylation; regulation of apoptotic process; positive regulation of mitochondrial fission. Gene Ontology annotation, molecular function: ATP binding; protein serine/threonine kinase activity. The record is from RefSeq and is a predicted model, not a curated record. Bases 134 to 1861 code for a protein of 575 amino acids.